AGCAGGCGAAUGUUUACGAAGAGGGCUCUUGCCGAAGCGGGGUGUUUGCAAAGAUUUGGUUGCUAAUUGCGUAUCAGACGGAAGGCUGCGGAAGGCUGGUCAAGUUUGGAGCCACCGAGCAGGAAGAGAAGAAGAGGAGAAGGCUGAGAAGGCUCUCAGUGAGGGGAGAGAGCUGGGGAAGACAACAGCUCACGCAGCCAGCCCGCGGCUCCCCGCCUCCGCUCCCUCCCGGGCUUGCUCUCUCUCUUCCCCCUUCCCCUGCGCUCCCUUCUCCGGCGACACCUCGCUCCAUCCAUCCCUCCUCUCCCUUCCCUCGCAGACUCCACUCCAGAUCCGUGCUGCUACCUGCAAACUUUUUUUUUUUAUUAUUAUUUUCCUUUUCGCUUUUUUUUUUUGCUCUUUUUUUCCUCUUUUUGGAGCGGAUCCCUCUAAAAUCAGCAAACAAUUCACUGCUGCUUUGGCGGCGUCUUCACCCCGCGGGUCCUUCGCCCAUCGGAGAGGCGAUGCCACGAGCGUUUUAACUCCUUUCGGCCGCAACUUGGGAGACAGCUCUAUUUUUUUCCCCUCUAUUUUGGGUUUUUCUUUUUUUUUUUUUUUUUCCCCAUAUAUUUUUUAAAGACCUGCCCUUUUAGUUUCGCAGCCAAACGCUCUUAGUGCCGGGUGUUUAGAGUUUGAUGCGGUUUUCCUUUCCCUCCCGCACAGAGUGGCAAUGUGUAGCAAAGCGAUCCUAGCACUCCUGGUCUAUGGCAUAAUAAUGCAUUGCAGCGUCUACUGCUCACCUGCGGCUGGACUUCAGUACCCGGCGCUCAGGCUGGAGGAUGAAGUGUACGACGAGGACGGGAACACUCUGCAGGACUUCGCCUACGACCACGAGCCCCUGGGGAUAGCGAGUCCGUCCUCCGUGCUGGGCGAGAUGUACACCUUGUACUACCCACCGGAAAAAAGGCACGCCGAUGGGAUCUUCAACAAAGCCUACAGGAAACUCCUGGGCCAGUUGUCCGCCAGGAAAUAUCUGCACUCCCUGAUGGCCAAGCGGGUCGGCGGUGCCAGCAGCGGCCUGGGGGACGAGGCGGAACCGCUCACCAAGCGGCACAUAGACGGCAUCUUCACGGACAGCUACAGCCGCUACCGGAAACAAAUGGCUGUCAAGAAAUACUUAGCGGCCGUCCUGGGGAAAAGGUAUAAACAAAGAGUUAAAAACAAAGGACGCCGAGUAGCGUAUUUGUAGCGAUGAGUAACCAGCCCCUCCCGUGUAUACAAAGUCCUGAGAGAGAGAGAGAGAGAGAGAAAGAGAGAGAGAGAGAGAGAGAGAGAGAGAGAGAGAAACCCACCACCAACAAAAAAAAUCUAAACAAAAACAAAAGUCAUUUCCAAACUGACUGAACAAUCACCGCUCCUGUGUUAUCUAAACAUGUAUUUAUGUAUGAAGUAAAGCCAUUAAAUGAAUAUUUUGAUAAUAAUAUUGUUUUUCUUUUGUACAAAAGCACUAGAGAAACGCACAGAUCUACUUUGUGGACCAAUCCUUAAGUUAUAUAUAAUAUAUAAAUAUAUAUAUAUAAAUACUACUACGAAUACUAAAGAACAAUUCUUCAUAUAAAGCCUGCACAAGAACAAGAAUUCGCCUGAGCUGUUUAUGUUUUUAUAUAAAAUAAAUAGAAAAAAAAAGACAAUCAUUGUUUUGAAUAUUACUCCUAUUUUUGUAACGGAAAUUAAAAGGAUAGUAUUUUUAUCCGCGACAGGGUCGAAGACAUUAAUUUUCACCAUUUGCUACUGUACAUAGAGAAGGAUGCCCUGCUCCCAGGGGAUUUUGAGGAAAAUGAUUUGGGAGAAUUGCUGAAGCAGAUUCUUCCCCCGGUGAGUCUCAAGGCAGGCUCCUUUGCCACUAGCUCUCUGAAGGGGCAGCGUCCCCUUUGCUCUAGAUUUCGAUUUUUUAGUUUUAUUUUUCCUGCUUUCUUUGAUUCCAGUCGUAUCUGUAUUAGCGUCUCCUCAAAUAAUGAGCUUAGAGGACAAUCCCCACGCGAAAACAACAGCUCGAUCCAAAUUGUGCACAUCUCUGUUGCCUAUUGGAGGGAUAAUAGUUAAAAAAAAAAAAGGAGAAAAAAAAAAAGAAAACCAAAA
Messenger RNA from Cygnus olor (mute swan), 2118 nucleotides. RefSeq names its product adenylate cyclase activating polypeptide 1 (gene ADCYAP1). Gene Ontology annotation, cellular component: perikaryon; neuron projection; extracellular region. Gene Ontology annotation, biological process: regulation of protein localization; positive regulation of transcription by RNA polymerase II; positive regulation of ERK1 and ERK2 cascade. The record is from RefSeq and is a predicted model, not a curated record. Gene Ontology annotation, molecular function: pituitary adenylate cyclase activating polypeptide activity; neuropeptide hormone activity; peptide hormone receptor binding. NCBI's taxonomy places the organism in Eukaryota, Metazoa, Chordata, Aves, Anseriformes, Anatidae. The transcript has 5 exons. The coding region runs from base 710 to 1228 and encodes 172 amino acids.